UCCCAGUUUUUUAAUACAAGGGAGAAAAAUAGAGAGAAUAGAGAGAAGAGGGGAACAUUGGCAGAGGAAAUCCUUGCGGAAGACUGAACUUUGUUCCCUCUCUUUCUCUUGCUCAUUCUGCCCAGGAUUCGGUCAUCGUUUAUCUCACUGUGUGUAGAAAGCCAUGGCCAGUUUUGGAGGAUCCAUACAGAAGUGCAGGGCAUGUGAAAAAACAGUUUAUCUUGUUGAGAAGCUAGCCGCAGAUGGUCGUAUAUAUCACAAGGCCUGCUUUCGAUGCCACCAUUGCCAGAAUACCCUUAAGCUAAGCAACUACUGUUCUAUCGAUGGGGUGCUCUAUUGCAGACCGCACUAUGAUCAACUAAUAUUCUUUUGUUUCCUUUCAUUCUCAUUCGUCACAGGAACACCCAAAAUUCAGAAACCAGAAAGAUUCGAGAGUGAGAACGCCAAAACACUGGCAAAGGCUUUUGGGGGAACAAAAGACAUAUGCAUGUGUUGCAAAAAGACAGUGUAUGCCACUGAGAAGGUUACGGUUAACGGGACUCCCUAUCACAAGGGCUGCUUCAAAUGUACCUAUGGAGGUUGUACUAUAAGCUCAUCAAAUUUUGUUACACAUGACACAAGGCUCUACUGCAAACAUCAUCACAUUCAACUUUUCAAGGAGAAAGGGAAUUACAGUCAGCUCGAGACUACUGAAGUUUCUGCUUAAUGUCAAUAAAAAGAUUGUUGGUAGUUUUGGAAAAUGGGUGCUACAAUUUCACGUAUAUAUUACUCUGGUCUUGUACAAGUACUAUAAGGUGAAAUUUGCUAUGUAUUCAUCAUAAGAAUGCUUUUCAGCAUUUUUAUUAAAAUUAGAAGAGCUCUUCUCUUGUA
Vicia villosa (hairy vetch) is the source of this 870-nucleotide messenger RNA. RefSeq names its product LIM domain-containing protein WLIM1-like. Gene Ontology annotation, molecular function: actin filament binding. Gene Ontology annotation, biological process: actin filament bundle assembly. Gene Ontology annotation, cellular component: plasma membrane; actin cytoskeleton. NCBI's taxonomy places the organism in Eukaryota, Viridiplantae, Streptophyta, Magnoliopsida, Fabales, Fabaceae. The coding region runs from base 164 to 706 and encodes 180 amino acids. The record is from RefSeq and is a predicted model, not a curated record. The transcript is spliced from 5 exons.